UUUUAAGUGGGAGAACUUGCACAAUUGGUGGACUAAAUACUUUUUUUCCCCACUGUAUAUUUGGGGGGAAAUAUGCAUCAGGGGAAGCCAAUGAGAGAGUAAAUCACUACUUUCAAGCAGCUGGAGUUAGGAAAAGAUGUACGUUUCAGAACUGGGUCGCUAGUUGAACAAACUUUUAAACAAAUGAAUACAUUUCAGUGGAAAAGUGCUAUAAAAUGCUAUCCACAACAAACUGUUUUUGGUGAUGAGACACACUCUAAUGGGGCUUAAUACAUUGUAAAACAUCUGACACAUUGCAGUUCUGAAGCAAUUUGUUUAAGCAUACUGAGGCCUUAAUUUUCACCCUAUGGAUCCAGCUCCGGUUUACUCUGUUCUGCACACAAAGUUACAAACAAUUCAGCAGUAUGUUUCAUAUAAAUGUACCUUGGUGUAAAUUACACAAAUGAGUAUCUUCUUUUGCUAAUAGGACAUGAAAAAAUGUGAGACUUCAUCACAUAUAAAUCACCAGGCCUAUCAGGUUAUUAUUGUAUUGUCAGCCUUUCGUUAUUCAUUAUCAUUGCUAGUCAUAGUUAUGCAUGUCUCUAAAGAAUCAAGACUUGAGAUGUGGAAAUUAUUUAAAGAAAAACAAAGAAGGAAAUAUGUCACUGAUAUGUUCCCUUCUGUCCCAGGCCGAGCAUGAGCUCAGAGUGGCCCAAACUGAGUUUGAUCGCCAAGCAGAGGUUACACGGCUGCUCCUGGAGGGCAUCAGCAGUACACAUGUGAACCACUUGCGCUGCCUGCAUGAGUUCGUGGAGGCCCAGGCCGCCUACUAUAAGCAGUGUGACUUCCACAUGAAAGAACUACAGAAAGAGCUGAGCAGUUGUGAUGAGAACGUGCUUCCCAAUGCGUUUGUACUGAGCUCCACUCACCCUUCAGCUCCGGCAUCAGAAGGCAGCCCGCUGGAGACGGACACUCUGAAGAUAGAGGAAGUCCAGGCCCCGGCUACAGGGACGCGCAAGGCCAAAGUCCUUUAUGAUUAUGAUGCUGCUGACUCCAGCGAGCUCUCCCUUCUAGCUGACGAGGUAAUGGUUUCUGUAGUGGGAGUAAUGCACGCUGUAAUCCCUGCAAGGUUUCAGAGUUAG
Messenger RNA from Notothenia coriiceps (black rockcod), 1121 nucleotides. RefSeq names its product endophilin-B2-like. The transcript is spliced from 5 exons. Gene Ontology annotation, cellular component: cytoplasm. The record is from RefSeq and is a predicted model, not a curated record. NCBI's taxonomy places the organism in Eukaryota, Metazoa, Chordata, Actinopteri, Perciformes, Nototheniidae. The coding region runs from base 576 to 1121 and encodes 181 amino acids. Gene Ontology annotation, molecular function: protein binding.